Arvicola amphibius (Eurasian water vole) is the source of this 931-nucleotide messenger RNA. It is a transcript of the gene Lhfpl1, whose product is annotated as LHFPL tetraspan subfamily member 1. The transcript has 3 exons. Bases 269 to 931 code for a protein of 220 amino acids. NCBI's taxonomy places the organism in Eukaryota, Metazoa, Chordata, Mammalia, Rodentia, Cricetidae. The record is from RefSeq and is a predicted model, not a curated record. Gene Ontology annotation, cellular component: membrane.
AGUUCUGUGACUCUUCCGCUGCAGCCUAGCGACCGCAGAACUCUGAACUAGGCAGAAGGAAAGGCUGAUGGAAAGCAGUAUCCCACAAAGACCCAAAUGACACUUGAGAGAACGAUCUCCUUCAGAAGCAAGAGCCACAUGGCACACCUGUGAGUCCCAGGACCUGCCAACCUGAUGAAAACAGGCCAGUGGAGCCUACAUCGUGACUUGUUGCUUUUGCUGCUGUGAACCAUCUCAUCUUCCCAUCCUUUCGGAGAAGCCUGAGACAAUGAGGAGCAGCCUCACCCUGGUAGGCACCUUCUGGGCCUUCCUGUCCCUAGUUACUGCUGUGGCAAGUUCUACCAGUUACUUCCUUCCUUAUUGGCUGUUUGGAUCACAGCUAGGGAAGCCAGUCUCUUUCAGCACAUUCAGGAGAUGCAACUAUCCCGUGCGAGGAGAUGGGCACAAUCUGAUCAUGGUGGAAGAAUGUGGGCGCUAUGCCAGCUUCACUGCCAUACCAAGCCUGGCAUGGCAGAUGUGUACAGUGGUGACAGGUGCCGGCUGUGCGCUGCUACUCCUGGUGGCACUGGCUGCUGUCUUAGGAUGCUGCAUGGAGGAACUCAUCUCUAGAAUGAUGGGGCGUUGCAUGGGAGCUGCACAGUUUGUAGGAGGGCUGCUGAUAAGCUCAGGCUGUGCAUUAUAUCCUUUAGGAUGGAACAGUCCGGAGGUAAUGCAAACAUGUGGGAAUGUCUCCAAUCAAUUUCAGUUAGGAACCUGUAGACUUGGCUGGGCCUAUUACUGUGCUGGGGGCGGAGCUGCUGCAGCCAUGUUGAUAUGUACCUGGCUCUCUUGUUUUGCUGGAAGAAAUCCCAAGCCAGUCAUGUUGGUGGAGAGUAUCAUGAGGAAUACCAAUUCUUAUGCCAUGGAGCUUGAUCACUGCCUCAAACCUUAA